AUAUAUGAUAAUACUGUUAGUAAUAGUCGGAAAUUUAUUUCUAGAUAUUAUAUGAAAAUUUACUUUAACAUUAUCUCGUAUGUGGGACCUUAUUGUAUCGGGAUACUAUUGGCGAAAUAUUAUAACAAAUACCUGAAUAAGAGUCACAUAAACAAUAAAUACUGUUCAAUCUUAUGGAGAUUAUGUAUGGCAACAAUGACCAUGAUCAUACUGAUUACUUUUUUGUAUGCAAGUCAAUCCAUGCCAUCGGAUAAUAUGUUGAGUGCAUUGUAUGCCUCAAUCCAUUGCAUACUAUGGUGUAUAUGUAUGGCGUAUAUAAUAUACACGUGUGGGACGGAUGGGGCACCGGUGCUCAACGGCAUACUGUUGUGGAAGGGAUGGCAAAUUAUUAGUAAACUGACUUAUCAGUUAUUGGAGUCCAUAUCGGGAUUUUUCACUAAACCAUUCCUGUGUGCUAUUGUUUGUCCAACACUUCAGUGUCGGCCGGACUUAAUCUUGGUAUACAUAUCCCGAGAUUCAGGGAUUGGAGUGAAGCCUAGUUCCGGUUCGACCAGUCCCGACCUACCGGUGCGAUACAAACGACAGUCCUUUCUAGUGCUUCGUGUUCGCUAA
This is a messenger RNA of Oppiella nova, 612 nucleotides long. The record is from the annotation of a GenBank genome assembly. NCBI's taxonomy places the organism in Eukaryota, Metazoa, Arthropoda, Arachnida, Sarcoptiformes, Oppiidae.